This is a messenger RNA of Phytomonas sp. EM1, 696 nucleotides long. The record is from the annotation of a GenBank genome assembly. Lineage: Eukaryota; Euglenozoa; Kinetoplastea; Trypanosomatida; Trypanosomatidae.
AUGGUUUUACGUCGGUACGUGCUCCGCGCGGGAUGGCCGACGAUGCGGGAUUGCGUUUCCCGUCGACUAAUGGCCUCCCGGAACGCCGUGGAUGCGGGAAAGGGAAAUUUUUUCGCCUUUUUUAAUUUCCCGAAACAACCGGAGGUCGACGUGGCGGAGCUGCAGAAGCGCUACCACGCCCUUCAGAGCCGUGUUCACCCGGACCAAGCCGCCGUGAUGGCUUCUCAAGAUCAACGCCAAGGGGUCGACGCCACGGACGUCUCUGUGUACGCGAACUCGGCGUAUGAAACCCUACGCGAUCCGUUUCUUCGGUGUAAGUAUCUCUAUCGAAUUCUCCUCGCGCAAGAGGAUAAAGGGGGGGAGCCUCUGACUUCCGAGGAGGAGGAGAACCUUCUCGUCGAGGAUGAUAAGAAAAGCAUGGCGCAGCAUCGAAAAUCAGCCAGUGAUCAGCUUGAUGAGGAGUUCAUGGUGGAAUUAAUGGCGAUGAAUGAACUCAUCUUCGGUUCCGAUCUUGAGGAUCCGAAUACCCGGGUGCGGUUGGAAGUCUUGCAAUACGACCUGAAGGAGCGCAACGCCGAUUACUAUGAUCGCGCGAAGGAGGCCUGGCAUGCGAAUGAUAUGGAGACCUUCAAGCGGUUGGUUCUCGAGUGGACCUACAUCCACAACGCGGUCGGUCAUUUGAAACAAAUCCUGUAA